Messenger RNA from Cuscuta campestris, 1061 nucleotides. The record is from the annotation of a GenBank genome assembly. NCBI's taxonomy places the organism in Eukaryota, Viridiplantae, Streptophyta, Magnoliopsida, Solanales, Convolvulaceae.
AGAAACAUGCACUCAUGACGCAUGUCACCUUUUCAUUAGUAAUAACCGGAAACCAAUCCUUACUCAUGAACGUCCGGAGUUUGGUCGUCUUUCUCCGUCAGUACUACCGGGUUGGCGGCGGCAGUGGACGGACUCCUCCGUCAAAUUCGCCGCUUCACCGCCUGGGCUACGGUGGCUGCAGCACCACUACUCCAAAUUAUUAUUAUCUCAUGAUGAACCCCGGAUUAAGGAUGUUCAGUAGCAGCAACACCCAAGAUAAUCCAUAUAAUCCCAACCCUCUUUUGCAAAAUAGAGAAGAAGAUGGAAAGAAAGAUGCAAGAGACCCCUUAGGUUCUUCAAAGUUCAAUAUUUUAACGUGGGCAAAAUGGAUCAUUGGGUCUAUGUUAUCAUUAAUUUUCCCAUUUUUGAAAGGGGAGUUAGAGGGCAUCCGGAAGAUAGAAGGAAAAGUGGAAGGAGUGGCAGAGGAGGUGGAGGAAGUAGCAGAGGUGGUGGAAACGGUGGCGACCACCGUAGAGAAUGUGAUAGGAAGGGUGGCGGAUAAGAUUCCGGCGAAUACCCCAUUGAAAGAAGCAGUUGAGGCGGUAGAACACGCCUCUGCUCAUCUUGCUCAGGACGCUCAUUACAUCACCACCUUCAUCCAUCAAGUAGAGGACGUGAAGGACGACAUUGAAAAAUUGGAGAAGAUGAUUGGGCCACUUGUGGGAAAUGUCACAAAGGACUGCCAACAAUUACAAACUGCUACUACAGAGUAAAUACGCUAAGCAAUACUUCCUCAAAGCGGUGAAUCUCUAAUUAAUUACCGUGUUGAUAUUAAGUUACUUUGAUUUCUGUGCUGGUUAAAAAUUACAGUAAAAAUGAUUCAUCUCUGUUCAUCCUUGUAAUUUUCUCCGCGUGUAUUUGGGAAAUACCUGAUAGAAGAUGGAGUGGAGUCAUUCUUUGAUUUCAUUAUUUGGGAGUUGUUUGGUUUUGUUAUUUGAAAGUUGAAAACUUGAAAUUAAUUUUUUUUAGAUUAAUUGGUUCAGUUCAUACAAAAAACACCCUAAAAAAGUUUGGUGACCUCG